CAAGCGAUAUUCGUCGAAAAGAAUUCUAAUAUUCGUCCUCUCUAAUUUGGUUUUAAAAAAAAUGGAUAAUAAAGUUACACAAGUCAAUAAUUAUCAGUGUAAAAAUGUGAAAAAUCAAUACAUUGCAGCGGUUGCAGCAAAUAUAAUUUUUCUUGGACAUGGAUCUAUGAACGGUUGGUUAUCGCCAGCGUUGCCUUUGCUCUUGUCGGAAAGUACACCAUUAAAAACUGGAGUAUUAACGAAUGAAAUGUUAUCGUGGUUGGGAUCUAUAAGUGCUCUUGCUGGACUUUUGGGAACAUUCAUGUUUGGAUUCAUUAUAACAUAUUUGGGCUGUAAACGGUCAAUGUUGUUGCUAUCAAUACCAUGUCUUUCGUUUUGGGCGUUAGUCUUUUUCGGUGACACAUACUAUCAUUUAUUGCUAGCACGAUUUUUCAACGGCAUAACAGGAGGUGGCAUCCAGUCUUCGAUGGUCUUAUACAUUUCGGAAAUAGCAAAUAACAACAUCCGUGGACGACUCAAUAGCAUUUCUCAUAUGUCUAGAAACAUUGGUAUUUUAGGUGGUUACAUUUUGGGCGCAAUUCUUCAAUACAAAACGAUUCCGUGCGUAUUUGCAUUUGUUCCAAUCGUUUUUAGCGUUUGGUUCUAUUAUUUGCCAAACACACCACAGUUUUAUCUUCAAAAAUCCCAAUUGAAGCGAGCUGAAGACUCGUUAAAAUUUUACAAAGGUCUCACUGAAAACAAUGUAAACGAAGCUGUUGCGUUCAAUGCUGAAUUUGAGCGCCUUAAAUCGAUUGCAAAAGACCGAAAAAUGGAUGAAAAAACACCAUUGAACGAUAUUUUUGAGAAGCAUGCACUAAAAGGAAUUAUGAAUGGAAUAAUUCUAUCGAGUUUGGCUCAUUUAUCUGGAUUUUUGGUUUUUAUUACUUAUGCUGCGCAUAUUUUUGAACAAGUUGGUGCUUCUCAAGUUGAUCCAUAUAUUUCAUCAAUUGCUAUAGCGGUUGUUCAGCUCAUUGGCACUCUAUGUACAACACGAUUUUCUGAUUCAAUGGGCAGAAAAGCGUUAUUGAUCAUCUCUUUAUUAGGAUCUGCAUUUGGACAUCUUUCAUUUGCUUCAUAUUCUUAUUUGAGUCACAAUGGAUAUGAGUUGUCAGCAUUUGAAUGGGUUCCAGUCGUUAGCUUAUCGUUCGUUAUUUUUAUUGCGUCCUCUGGAGUUGUACCACUAAUGUUUCUUUGCAUGGCAGAGAAUCUACCCUCAAAGGUUCGAACCAUUGGCGUUACCGUGUGCAACGUUUUCAUGAAUUUAGUAUCUUUUGCCUGCCUAAAACUAUUUCCAGUUUUGAUGGCCACACGAAUUGGUCUGCAUGGAUGCAUGAUUAUAUUGGCGACUUUCUGCAUAUGUGGUUCAUUAUACGUACAUUUUGUGGUCAAAGAAACAAAAGGAUUUCACAAUCAAAGCAAUAAGUUAAAUAUGAGUAAUUAAUUUGAGUUUUGAUUUAAAUAAGAUAGGCACUUUCAUCAUCGUAAAUAAGUGGCCUCUCAGAAAAUCACAGCAUAUCAUAAUUUUAGUCCACGGAUCAGGCCCAGAUCUCCAUAUUACCCUCGAUCGAUCAACUGAAAAUCACAACAUUCCAUAAGCUUUUUGACAUUUUGUAUAUAUCGAAAUUGUGAUAAAUGAUAAUAAAUUCUAAUCAGAAUGUUUGUUCAUCUCGAAUAUAGGCAUAUCGAUGGAUUCGAUUGGUUCCAACGGGAAGAAAAACAUCGAAAACAGCUAACGAAAUAUGAAUAAAAAUGUGAUUUUUGUUUGUCUGCAUAAAUCAUAGUCUGUUCCAAAACAAAUACAUACCUCAUUGUGGUGAUCUUAUCACUUUCCAAAACAAUAAUAAUAUUUAUCUGAAAUAGCUUACAAUAAAGAUUAAGUAAACAAUGAGAA
Molecule: messenger RNA, 1930 nt
Organism: Contarinia nasturtii (swede midge)
Lineage: Eukaryota; Metazoa; Arthropoda; Insecta; Diptera; Cecidomyiidae
Product: facilitated trehalose transporter Tret1-like
Exons: 10
Coding region: 62-1480 (472 amino acids)
Biological process (GO): transmembrane transport
Cellular component (GO): membrane
Molecular function (GO): transmembrane transporter activity
Source: RefSeq, a predicted model, not a curated record